Anopheles funestus (African malaria mosquito) is the source of this 558-nucleotide messenger RNA. Its product is annotated as MAGE-like protein 2. The record is from RefSeq and is a predicted model, not a curated record. Bases 1 to 558 code for a protein of 185 amino acids. Lineage: Eukaryota; Metazoa; Arthropoda; Insecta; Diptera; Culicidae. The transcript is spliced from 2 exons.
AUGAAGAUUUUUAUUCUACUUGUCCUAACAAUCACCAUUGUAAGUGGUGUAGUGCAUGAUAAAUCGACCGAAGAACGUAAGGGAUCGUAUGAGGAAAAGUAUUCUCAGCAUCAAUCGUACGAAGCUUACGACUACGGCCACCAGCAGGGUGAUGGAAACUAUAUCGACUACGAGGAUCAAAAUGUACAUCAGAUCGAAAAGGUUCCAGUUCCGUAUCAAAUCGAAGUACCGAAACAUGUCCCCGUGGAGGUGAAGGUCCCAUACCCAGUUGAAGUUGAGAAGAAGGUCCCGGUUGUCGUCGAAAAGAAGGUCCCGGUGUACGUCGAGAAGAAGGUUCCAGUCCAUGUGGAUCGUCCAUACCCGGUUGAAGUGAAGGUUCCUGUUGAAGUCCCAGUUUACCAGAAGGAAUACGUCGAGGUCCCUAAGCCUUACACCGUACACGUGGAUAAACCGUAUCCAGUAUACGUGAAGCAACCCAUCUACAUAGAAAAACCGGUACCGUUCACGGUUCUGGUAAAGAAGGAACACAAGAAAAAGCCAUUCUGGUGGUUAUUCUAA